GAGGUGGUGUGUCGUGGGUCUGCGUCCAGCCGCUCCUUCCCUCCCUAACCUCAGUUGCUAGCCCGCCACAGUCGUUGACGGAGUACCUUGUACUGUACUCAUCCAGCUCAACCAGUGAACCAGUGCUACUACUUGCAUCAUCGGUACCCCUUUCUAGGAUUUAAAAAUCUUUAUAAGUGCAGAAGGAUAUUUCGACCCGGUUCACUGAUACGAAAUAUUUUAGAGUCUACAGAACUGAUUGAAAUCCCCAGUGGGUAGUUACUGAGUGAGCCGGGUUUGUGACCAACUACCUACGUUGUGCAGACAAAUGAUGGCGACGGAAGUACAGAUGCAGGAAGAGGUGGUCCGCCGGGUGAUGGCCAUGACCCAGGUAGACCGUGACGGGAUGAGGGACGCUUACUGCGACGUUCGUGACGAUAAGUCCGAAUGUAACUGGGCCGUGUUCAAGUAUGAUGGGAGCCAGGUUAUGUUGGCGGCCAAAGGAGAAACGUUCGAUGACUUUAAGUCUCAGUUUGAAGAUGAUGAGCGAGCUUUCGCGUACAUUCGUCUGCAGACUGGAGAUGAGAUGAGCAAGCGAUCAAAAUUCCUGUUGGUAACCUGGGUAGGAACUGAGGUAUCUCCAAUAAAGAAAGCCAAGAUGUCAACAGACAAGGCUCUUGUGAAAGAGAUUUUGUCGAAUUUUGCAGUGGAGCUGACAUUGGAAAGCUCCAAUGAGCUGGAUCACGAAGCCUUCCUCCAGGAACUAAGGAAGGCUGGAGGUGCAAAUUAUGGCACUGGUAUCCGUGACUAGAUAAUGAGGCUUUUGUAAGAUAAGGAUUUUGUUAGUUACUGUCUUGCAUAUGGCAUGACUUGGAGACUGAAGUUUGGUACUUUUACGACUCCCCAAGUCCAUUUCAAUUUUCUGAAAAAAAAAAAACAUUUCAUACAAAACCUUUUAAUCUUUAAAAAAAUUAUAAAAUUAGCAUCAAACAUCAUUUAACUGUCAUUAAUCACAUCACACUUGCAGGUACAGCCUAUAGUCAUUUACUGUUUUUUGCAACUAACACUGCUUAUGUAUUCAUGGACACAAUUGGAUUGGAUCUAACAUUUUUUUUUUGCUUGAUAAAGAAGACACAGUUGGUUCUUUUCAUCUGCUACAUUGUGUGUAAAUGAUUGAUCAUAUCAAAUUAUAUCCAGAAUAUGGGAGAUAUGCCAAUAGACUGCACACAACUACAAUAAAAGUAAACUUAAAUUAAAUGUCUAGAACACUUAAGGUGUAUGUAUUAGAAUUUUCCCCAUCUUGUUAAGUCCUGGUGCUCAUGCUACAAGCACUAUCUUGACUGAAAUUUUCUGGAACAUAAGUUGAAGCUUGGAGGCAUUGAAUAUUAAUACACAAUUAGAUAGGAUUUAUUUAUUUUUUUUUUUACUUUUUUGUAGGCUAUGCAUUAUCCUGGAUCAGGUUCUGUAUUUGUCAUACAGUAGAAUAAAGAUAAAGAAGUA
Messenger RNA from Homarus americanus (American lobster), 1479 nucleotides. RefSeq names its product coactosin-like protein. Gene Ontology annotation, cellular component: plasma membrane; cortical actin cytoskeleton; site of polarized growth. Lineage: Eukaryota; Metazoa; Arthropoda; Malacostraca; Decapoda; Nephropidae. The transcript has 5 exons. Gene Ontology annotation, biological process: regulation of actin filament polymerization. Gene Ontology annotation, molecular function: actin filament binding. The record is from RefSeq and is a predicted model, not a curated record. The coding region runs from base 308 to 790 and encodes 160 amino acids.